AUGUCGUUCACAUCAAGUACGGCCUCCUCGCCAUCUUCUUCUCCCCGAAGCAUGCCCAUGCUCAUACGAUCAACGUCUGCCGACACUUUUCAACGCAGCAGCAGCAUCAACGCAAUGUAUCAGCACGACUUUGCAAGCAGCACGCUUAACAAGCGUAGCUAUGCGAAGACAAACUCUUACAUAUCUGACGAGGAUCUCUUCGGCGAUGGCUAUCUAUCAGAGGCACCAGAGCCACCACGACCCGCCGAGGCAUAUUUGGCACAGCCCUUGUUGCCACCAGUAACGAAGACCCGUCGAACAAGCUCUUCUCACAGCAAAAGCAAAGCUAGUAGAGCACACAAAGUCACCUUCAAGACAUGA
Messenger RNA from Recurvomyces mirabilis, 360 nucleotides. RefSeq lists its product as uncharacterized. The record is from RefSeq and is a predicted model, not a curated record. NCBI's taxonomy places the organism in Eukaryota, Fungi, Ascomycota, Dothideomycetes, Mycosphaerellales, Teratosphaeriaceae. The transcript has a single exon. Bases 1 to 360 code for a protein of 119 amino acids.